This is a messenger RNA of Didymodactylos carnosus, 994 nucleotides long. The record is from the annotation of a GenBank genome assembly. Lineage: Eukaryota; Metazoa; Rotifera; Eurotatoria; Philodinida; Philodinidae.
AUGGCAAGUGCUAAUGUUUAUUCGAAGGCGUAUCUUAACUCUACUAAUCGUUCUUCUUCAUUAACUGAUGAAUAUCUAUUACUUCUUUGGCCAAAAGAAAAUAAUUACAGUAUUUUGAAAAAGUCAAAAUGUCCUAAACCCGAUGAAAAUAACAUUGUACGAUAUAGAGAAAAAAAUUCAAUUUAUACAGGAAUUAUUGUACUAGAAGCUGCAGGUGGUGGAGGUACAAAAACAUUGAGCGAUUUAAGUCAAAUUCCGUUCGCGCGUAAACUGGCCCUUGUUCAAAAUACAACAAGUGCAUCAUCAAUUGUUCUAAUUCCUGGUAAAGAUAAUUCAACGAGCAGAGCAACAACAUCGAAUGCACAAGAUAUUUUACAAGAUCUCCACACAUUGAUACAAGAUGCAUCAACACCGAAGAAAAAAGAUGCAAGUGACAGUGAAAGUGUGAUGGAAUAUAGUGACGAUGAUGAACAAAUUGAAGCUUUAUCUGUUUUAAAGCCAAGAAAACAUCCGUCGAAAAAACGUAAGUUGGCUUCAAGUGACAACAGUAAUCAGCCAAAUACAGUAACAACAACGACGACGACAACAACAUCGCCGACAGUUAAACGUUUGACGGCAAAAUGUGUAUUCUCAAAGGAUGAUAUAAAUAAACAAAUGUUAAGAAAGAUUAUUCAUUCAUCAAUGCAAUUGGCAGUGAUGGAAGCGAAUAAUGAUAUUCAAAAAAAGUUAAAUCAAAUUGUCACAAUACAGAAGAAGCAUGAUAAAAUGUUUGAAUUAUUAUUUAAAAAUCAAGUAAAGAUCCAAAAAGCAUUUAGCCAUCGACAUGUUCAUAUACCCUUGGAAGAGCCUGAAGGUGAACAGCAGCAAGGUGAAGAAGAAAGUUUAGAUGAACAUUUUGAAACAGCUGUUAUGUGUGAACGUGAUGGAGAACAAAUUAAUUUAUUGUCAAUAGAAGCAGAUCAAAAUUAUAUGAAUUUAUAUGUAACAUUUAUGA